AUGGGCGAGAAAGAAGGUCCACUGAUAUCAAACAUAUUGAAUGGCUACAGGCGACGUGGUACAGGCAAUGUAAAUCAACAGUCCUCAAAACAGGAUGAUGAUCUUGCAAUUGAUCCGGCUUUACUUGAAGAAGUUGAAGAAGUACCGUCGUCACCAUUACGUGAACUUGAGGAACCAAUAAACGUAUCAUCUCAGACUCAAGCAUUAACAGAGAAUAAUGUGAAAAAGAGGGUAAAUCUGAAGAGUCUACUGUCUGGAUACACUAAGAAAUCCAAACCUGAUUCCAAACAGAAGCAGGCUAAUAAGAAAGAUAUUAUACUGCUUGAUGAAUCGCCAGUAAAAGUUGACUCAGCAAACCGAUUUGAUGCUUCUCAUAUAACAUCAGAUGGCCUACAGGCUGCUAAAAACUCUAACAUUGCAUCGUUUUUGAACAUGGAAAGAAGUACUGUUCAAAGACAAAACAAGAUUUCUAAGGAACAGGUACUUCAUGCACCUCUUCCACACAUUCAGCAUACCCCGCAUUACAUUUUGGGAAAACAAAACUCUAUUUCACUGCACAAAAAGGUAGUUAAGCCUUUGGAUUUGAGUUUCAAUGCAUCGGAGUAUUCAUUCCUAGUUAAUUCUGAUAAACCCGAUGGCUCAAAAGAAGCAUUGAACAUUAACGACCGCAUUUCUUAUUCCGAUGAUACAACCAAUACCCAAUUAUGGACCUCACUUUUCAAGCCUACAUCUAUAGAAGAUGUUCUUAUAGAUUCUGAUACCAAAUCAAGCGUAAGAGAAUGGUUUAAAGACGCAUUCGACCUAUUGAAUAGGAAAACUGACAGAUCAGCCCUUUACAAUCGCAAGGUUGAUGGUGAUCUGGACAACUUCAUAGUAGAUGAUUCUUUUCUCGGAUCAGGAGAUGACACUAGUGUGAAACAAUUUGUCCCAUUAAUUAUUUUAUACGGAGGGAUAGGUAAGAACACCUUGAUAGAUGUCUUAAUGGAUGAACAAGAUGCCCAUAUCUUUGAGAUUAAUUGCUCCAUGAACAGAGCCAAGAGAGAUAUUUCAGAUAUGCUGCACGAUUUUGCAACCACGAAAUAUGUGAAAGACACCCAAUCCAAGGGAAUCAUUCUCUUCGAUGAUGUUGAUGUACUACUCACUGAAUCAGAUAAAUUUUUCUGGAAUUCUGUGCAUGCCACGUUGAUAGUCUCUAGAAGACCUGUAGUUAUCACCUGCGGCGAUUACAGGUUUAUCCCAUCUAACCUACUUGAGGUUGCAGAGGAGCAGCACUCUAUAUUUAACAUCAAAAGCGCCCCAAAGCAGCAAAUAAUGGAGUAUACGUCAAGAUGCUUGGAACAGAAAGGAAUUGAAAUCAAUAAAAAUUUGUUGAAUAUAAUUUUGCAAAGGAACAACUACCAUAUCCGUAAGUGUUUGAUGGAUUUACAAUGGGUUUGCACCAAACCUGGGGUAGUUCCAAUUAAAGAUUCACAUUUUCCAAGAAACCAAAAUGAUAACACAGAAAAUAUUAAAGAUGCAUGGCUAAAACUGGAUUUCUCAUCAAGUUACGACGUCAUACAAAAUUGUAUCGAAGGCAAAUCAUUUGUGAAAGAUGAUAUAGAUCUCACAUUAAACUACGCAAAGCAUCAAAUUUCUAAUGAUGAAGAAACUUCCUAUGACGUUGUGUGGGACUAUGUGGAGCACCUUUGGGAUAUAAAUCAUAACACUCUAUUCCCAUGGGAAAAACAGAUGCAAUCAUUAAUGGAAGAAAAAUGCAAACAGUUUUUACGUUUUAAUGAUAACGAAGACGUCAAUGUUGUCGCCCAUGAUAAGGUUAGUAUUUGCGUUAAUGAGAUGAUAAAAUACCUCAAGACUAGAGUCAAUAACUCACCUCAAGGAAAUGUUCUGACAAUGCUUGGAAACACUCGUAGCUCCAGAAGGAAGACUGGCGUUUUAAAAGACUAUCGCCUUAAAUCAGAAGACAACAGCGAUGCAUUUGAACUAGAUUUUAUUAACAAUUUGGCACUCGAAUUUUCAGCAACACACAAAUUAAAAGACAUUUCCAGAUGGUAUUUACCGUUCAUGUCUCGAAUUGCUGAGAGUGAAACAGAAAUCAAAAACAAAAACGUCUCCUUAUUCCAAAGAUAUAGAGAACAUUAUGGUCCUGAGUACAAUGCCAACGACAUAAUACAGGAAAUGGUGGAUAAGAGGCUCAUACUGGCGGCUUUUUUCAGGGGAUCACCCCAGGGAUUCCUUCAUGCAUACAAGUGA
Messenger RNA from Kluyveromyces lactis, 2250 nucleotides. It is a transcript of the gene ELG1, whose product is annotated as Elg1p. Gene Ontology annotation, cellular component: nucleus. The coding region runs from base 1 to 2250 and encodes 749 amino acids. NCBI's taxonomy places the organism in Eukaryota, Fungi, Ascomycota, Saccharomycetes, Saccharomycetales, Saccharomycetaceae. The transcript has a single exon. The record is from RefSeq and is a predicted model, not a curated record. Gene Ontology annotation, molecular function: DNA binding.